Messenger RNA from Manihot esculenta (cassava), 5221 nucleotides. Its product is annotated as pentatricopeptide repeat-containing protein At2g26790, mitochondrial. NCBI's taxonomy places the organism in Eukaryota, Viridiplantae, Streptophyta, Magnoliopsida, Malpighiales, Euphorbiaceae. The coding region runs from base 175 to 2628 and encodes 817 amino acids. The record is from RefSeq and is a predicted model, not a curated record. Gene Ontology annotation, molecular function: protein binding. The transcript has 2 exons.
GUAGGGACUUUAAUGUUAUUAUUAAAAAUACAGGGAUGAGUUCAUAAACAAUGACAAAUACUCUCUUUGGUCAAAAGUCAAAACCUUUAAAAAACCCUAGCUCUCCUUCUCUCUAGUUAUGCAUGAAAAGCUCUCCUCAUCUUCAUCUGCUUCUAUGAAAAGCUCUCAACUUCCAUGUGGGUUUCGUCUUUCAGGUCAGUGUUUAAUCUUAACAGAAAACUCCUGACCCCUAAACCCAUCUCUAUUCCAGUUCUUCCCUUCAAUUCCAAAUCUUUCUCAAUUGCUCCCUUGAUCGGUAAUUCAACCACCGCCGAUAGCGACAUCGACGGCGACCAGCUACAACAUCUGGAUUCAUUCGAGGCUGUUGAUAUCUUAUACAGCCUUAAGGAACAGCCGGAUCGUGCUUUCUCCUUCUUUUGCAAAUUGAAGGACUUGGGCUUCCAACAUGACGUCUCUUCAUAUGCUGCCGUUAUUAGAAUUCUCUGUUAUGGGGGUCUCGACAGGAACCUCCAUUUAAUUUUCUCUGAUCUUAUUCUGGAUUCUCGCAAUGGUAAUGGUGCUUCUUUUGAUGUUUCACGUUUGCUUGAUACGCUCAGUGAAGGGGUUGCUGAUGACGCUAAACAACACUCAUCAUUUCUUUUUAAAGUAUAUGAUGCCUUGAUUAAGUCCUAUGUUAGUGCUGGUAUGUUUAAUGAGGCUAUUGAUGCUUUGUUCCAAAUGGGUAGGCGUGGAUUCGUGCCCCAUAUAUUCACCUGUAACGUUCUUAUGAACAAAUUGAUUCAGAAUGGUAAAAUCGAUAUGGCUUUGGCCAUUUACAAACAGUUGAAGAGGAUGGGUUUGAGCCCUAAUGAUUACACCUAUGCCACUGUGAUAAAGGCAUUUUGCAUUAAGGGUAGUUUAGAAGAGGCUGCGGAUGUCUUUACGGAUAUUGAGGAAGAUGGUGCUACCACCAUUUAUUUUGCUUACACAGCUUAUAUAGAAGGACUUUGUGUGAAUCAGAAGUCGGACUUGGGCUAUCAGGUGCUUCAAGCAUGGAAAGCAGCCAACAUCCCCUUUGAUAUAUAUGUUUAUGCAGUUGCAAUUCGUGGCUUUUGCAAUGAGAUGAAAUUGGACAAAGCAGAAGGAGUCUUACUUGACAUGGAAAAAGAAGGGUUAGUUCCAAAUAUGUAUUGCUACAAUGCACUGAUUUGUGGGUUGUGCAAGGGUGGGAGAUUGCUAAAAGCAUAUGCUCUCCUCAAUGACAUGAUGUCUAAGGGUGUCGAAAUAUUUUGUGUGGCUGUUGGUUCAAUUCUUCAAUGCUUGUGUGAAAUGGGCAUGCAUUCUGAAGUGUUGGAUCAAUUUAAUGAAUUUAAGAACUUAGGUAUAUUUCUAGAUGAGGUUUCCUACAACAUUGCAGUUGAUGCUUUGUGCAAACUGGGAAAACUAGAAGAAGCUGUAGCAUUGCUAGAUGAAAUGAAGGUCAAGCAAAUGGAUAUGGAUAUUAUGCAUUAUACGACUCUAAUUAAUGGGUAUUGUUGCCACGGAAAUCUGGUUGAUGCAUGCAAGGUAUUUGAGGAAAUGAUAGAGAAGGGUUUGAAGCCAGAUAUUAUCACUUACAAUGUACUUGCUAGUGGAUUUUGUAGACAAGGCCUUGCAACUGAGGCACUUAACCUUUUGGAUCAUAUGGAAACGCAGGAUCUGAAACCUAGUACUAUUACACAUAAUGUAGUAAUUGAAAGUUUAUGUGAAGGAGGGAGAGUGAAAGAAGCUGAAGCAUUUUUUAAUUGUAUAAAGGAUAAGAGUUUAGAUAAUUAUGCUGCCAUGAUUAAUGGAUACUGUAAAGCCAGCCAUACUAGAGAGGCUUACAAGCUUUUCAUUAAACUUUCAGGACAGGGACAUAUAGUGAAGAAAAGUUGCUGCUACAAUCUUAUCAAAAACCUGUGUGUGGAAGGUGAUAAUGAUAGAAUUCUCAUGCUGCUAAAGAAAAUGUUGGAUUUAAAUGUCGUACCUAGCAAAGUUAUGUACAGUAGAAUCAUUGCUACUCUGUGUCGGAUUGGGGAUGUGAAAAAUGCAGAGUCAGUUUUUGACAUCAUGUCUGCAAAAGGGUUGACUCCUGACAUCUUCACCUACACAAUUAUGAUGAAUGGUUACUGCAGGAUGAAUUGCUUGCAGGAAGCCCGUGAUCUUUUUCAUGAUAUGAAACGAAGAGGAAUUAAACCUGAUCUGGUUACUUUUACAGUUUUGCUCGAUGCUCAUCAGAAAGCAUAUAUAAGGAAGGUGCGUUCCCAAGCCAGUCCUAAGGGAAGCAAUAAAGACAUGUUUGAUGCUUCAUCUGUUUGGACAGAAAUGAAGAAUACGGGGAUCAGACCUGAUGUCAUUUGUUAUACUGUCCUGAUUGAUGGACAUUGCAAGGCAGAUAACCUUCAGGAUGCUGUAUGCCUCUUUGAUGAAAUGAUUGAGAGAGGAUUAGAGCCUGAUACAGUAACUUACACAGCUCUUCUCUCCGGACUUUGUAACAGGGGAGAUGUGGAUAAGGCUGUAAACCUUCUUGAUCAAAUGUCACUAAAGGGGAUACUGCCUGAUACUCGCACAAUGUCUGCUUUAGAGCGCGGUAUUCUAAAAGCCAGGAAGGUACAGUUUCAAAAGUAACUACUUCUGUAAAUGAUGGUGGCUGGAUGAAUCCAAAAUAUGUGAACUAGACCAAAAAUUAUUCUCAGUUUAUGUCUUCUACCAAUACUAGCAGGGUGGCUACUGACUACUGCAUUGAGUAAUUCCAUGUGAGCUGGAAAAGUCUAUCUGAACUGUGGAAUUGGUAUGUUUCUCUACUUCUUUUAAAUCUUCCAUCAUUUAUAUUCGCAAAGGUUUCAACUUUCAACUGAAAGCAUCUUAUAACACAUCCAUUUGGGAGGUCAUCUGGAAUCCAAUCUCUUAAACUAUGUAGAAAUUUAUGAUGAAAAUGUCAAUAAUCAUCCUAUAUGCUUAUGUUUUGAUCUUUGAAGUUCUAAGUCUCUUGCAACUCUGUGAUAUAUUCAAUACAUGUAUCUUUGUUAUCUGUAAUUCAAUAGAUCAUUUGAAAUCAACAGUAAAAAUACUAGAUGUACAUGCUUCAAGGAACAUGCUUUGGUGAAAUGCAUUAGGUAAAGGCCUAUGUGGUCUAUUGCUUCACAUUACUAAUACUUGGAGUAGAUUUACUGCAUUUCAAUUUUGAACUGGGUGUCUGUAUUUCUGCUAUUGCACUUGAACCCUGUUAAGAAUCCAUUUUAUUCUAGUGAGGGUAGUAUAUUCAUGUCACUUAUGACACCUGUAUCAAAUGCUUGGCCUUAACAUCAGUUAUUCAAAUUUCUUGUGCUUGGGCCUUGCCUCAAGUUUGUGAUGGUGUGUUGGUGUGAGGUUGAUAUCAUGUUUCAAAUUCAACUCUAUCAUUUUCUCUGUGUGAGUUAGCAAAAUUAAACUCCUAGUCAUGGUGAGCACAAAAUUACUUUAAAGUAUUUGUGCCAAUAGUCAUUCAAUUAAUGGUGCGCAAGCAUGGGUAAAACUGAUAAUUCGUUCUGAUAUUUGUGGGAAACUCAUAGCUAAGAGAGCUAAAGUAAUGCCUUUAUUUUGAAAAAUGAAGAAAAAAGUUCUGAGGAAUAUUCAUCAAUGCGUGAAUCUCACUUUAAUGCUAUAUUUCAAGUAGGUGACUAGGACUUCCCCUGCUGAUUCUUAUGAAUCCUCCUCACCCUAUUGUGAGGGUGGUGGAGGAGAAAGUAUGAUAUACCUACAGAGAAAAAUGUCGCCUAGCACAGGGGAGAUUGUCUUUUUUGUGUAUUUAUUUUUUUUUUAUAAGAAAUAGCUCUGCCAUUUGCGAGGGGGCUUAAUCUCAUUGCUGGUUGCUAUAUAUAUAUAUAUAUAUAUUAUUUUUUUCAGCACAUUCAAGUUCAAUUUGUAUCAUAAAUUUCAAUGACAGUAACAAUAAUUAUCACCUGAUUUCAGUGUGGUCACUUAAGUUUUAUGAUAUAUUGAUUAAACAUUGUUGAAGUUCAGUCCACUUGAGGUGGAAAUCUCGCUGAAUGGUAGAGAUCAAGUUGAAGAUUAUGUCUUGUCUUUCCCUCCUUUUCUUUUGCUGUCUCUCUCCACUUGUUUGGAAUUGUCUAGUUUGUUACUUGAGGAAUUAUGGUUUAUAUUUAUGCUAUUUUUGUUUUCUGUUUUUGGUGUAUCACAAUUAAUCUUCUAUAUUUGGACCAUAUCACUAUGGUUGUUAUAUUGUUAUUAUUGUUAUUGUGUACUAAAUUUAGUAAGUUAUUAUAUGGAGAUGAAACACAUUAUCUGUUGCCUUUUUUAUGCUAAAAGAUCAUCUCAAACUACACUUAAUUAGACUAUGCUAUCCUACCACUAUUGUUCCCUUUCAAGUUAAAUUAGCUUUCCAUGUUAGGCAAUUCUUUUCAUUAGAUUUGGUGCCUGACUUCAGUGCAUUAUAUCUUGUUGAACACUUCUGGAGCUAACUUUUAAAAAACGAUUUUCUACUCAGAUGAAAUGCUUGUCAAUUUCAAGGAAGCUUGUAAGUAUCACCUACCUUAUUCUGUUAUGUUCAAGCGAGGUAAAGACUUUACCAGUGUUAGUACAGCGCCCUAAAUUCAAGGAUAGUAGGUGAAAUUUACCUCGGUGCUUUGAAUCUGUCAAUUUUGCAUGCAUGUGUGUGUAUUUUUUUCUUUCUUUGUAGUUGUUUUAUUUGUAAGAAUCUUGGUGCAAUAGAGUAACAAUUUUUAAUGUUUAUGGGGACUUGCAGUGCCCGGAGUAGGUGAAAGCUUUAGACAAAUUGAAAAAAAAAAAAAAGAAAGAAAGAAAGCUGUAGACAAGAAUACAAAAGCUCAGAAGGAAUCUGGAUGAUGGAUUUGCCUUUGAAGAAUUGCCAAGACAAAGGAGGAGUCUGAUAUUUCCAAGAGAGAGCUUAUCUUGGAAUAUGGAACACUCAUACAGCCAUAUUCAGGUGAACUUGCAAGCAAUUUUGGGUACAAAAUCGUAAACCUGUUGACGGUAUUCGUUAAACUAUCCAGUAUGCCAGGUUUUCAUUCUUGUGUUAUUACUGUAUGGAGAAGAAUUUGUGCUGCUUGUAUCAGGCAUGAGCAGAACGUUACCCUCCUUUUUAGUUCGAGGGCAUGCCGAUUUUUUAGUCUAAAUUGAUAUAGCUAUAAUUUAACAUGUCCAUAUGUAAGUUUUAAGAUAAUGUAAUAAGUUUCUGUAGCGGCUCUUUAGUGAUUUUGCA